CUAACAUCCAGAGGCACUCUGCCUCCACCAGGGGAGGUAGAACAUGGCCAUUGCCCUCCAUGAACUUAUCUUCUUUUAAAACCUUCCAAGUUGGUGGAUUUUGUGGGGAACAAAUUUCCUCUGUAAAGAAGUACUUUUGUUCAUGGCGCUUUUGCUUAGCCCUGAGUUCUAGUCUCAUGAGAGAGGGAGAAGAAUGUGCCAGACUGCUUGCCUUUCCCCCCUUCUUCCUAGAGGAAAGAUCACUGGGAAUUUUCUCUUCCAAGAACAGUCCAAACAAAGGCCAUAUUGUUACUGUUGGGGGCGGGCCAGCGAUCCCCCAGGAGGCUGGGGCAGCAGAGGAGCCGACGCUCAGCUGUUGCUGGUGAUCCUGCUCCAGAGUCAGCCAGGAGGCGCACGCGGGUUGAAUCCGCCUGGCCCAGUGAUCCCCACCCGCCCCCACAUUGGAGGUUCAUGCACGGCGUCACGUCCUGAGACAGUUCUCCCCAUCCACCCCCCACAAGACCCAUCCGGGGGAAAGGCGCUGUCGCUGUGAGCAACCCUCAAGCCCAGAGGCGGAGCCUGCCGCGGUUUGAAUCCGCCCACAAAGAAAGGACUCUCCCAGCCGUUUUGUUGCGCUUUCGGAGAGGGGAACCUUGCAAACGGCGCAUCGGCGAGCCAACAAAUAUAUUUUUAAGCUACUUUAUUAUUAUUGUAUUAUUAUUUUCCACCCUGGGUUUAGAAGCAGGAGGACGCUGCUCCUUCCACCCGGACUUCUGGAACUUAGCAGGGCCCAUUAACUUCACCAGCUGCAACUAUGAUCGGAGGAGGCGUCUCGUCCUCCUCCUCUUCCCAUCGGAUCGAGCCUUUGCUUGCGACGCGGAGCCGAACAGCAUGAGAGAAGCGCCCCCAGCGCCAAGGGCAGAGCCCCGGGCAGAGAGGUAGUGGUUCCUCACCAGGAAGACGGUCUCUUCAGUAACCGCUAUGAAGUGCACAGGACCUCCGGAGAGCCAGAAACUUGCCUUGGCAAUGGAGCAUGCUCUAGCAAGAGAGACAGAGACUUGGAAGGUGCCAGUCUUCCAUGGUUUCGCAGUGAAGGGCACAGACAUAUCUCCAUUUUAUUAUGAGAAAGCUGUUUUGUGGAUCAGGGAAUCGAGUUUGCUCUUCCAGUUUUGCUCCGAAACAUUUGCUCUGGCUGUCAGCUUUUUUAAUCGGUUGUUGGCAUCAGUGAAGGCACAGUUAAAAUACCUCCAAUGCAUUGCAACAGCUUGCUUGGUUCUUGCAGCAAAAAUCAAUGAAGAAGAUGAGAUAAUACCAUCGGUAAAGAAGCUUGCAGUGCAGAGUGGUUGUAAAUGUUCUCCAGCUGAGAUUGUGAGAAUGGAAAGAAUUAUACUCAAUAAACUUCACUGGGAUCUUUACACAGCAACAUCAAUCGAUUUCUUAAACAUUGUAAGCACUAGACAUGUUUUCUUUUUCUUUUUUGCAAAAGGCUAA
Molecule: messenger RNA, 1470 nt
Organism: Podarcis raffonei (Aeolian wall lizard)
Lineage: Eukaryota; Metazoa; Chordata; Lepidosauria; Squamata; Lacertidae
Gene: CCNI2
Product: cyclin I family member 2
Exons: 5
Coding region: 961-1470 (169 amino acids)
Biological process (GO): mitotic cell cycle phase transition; regulation of cyclin-dependent protein serine/threonine kinase activity
Cellular component (GO): cytoplasm; cyclin-dependent protein kinase holoenzyme complex; nucleus
Molecular function (GO): cyclin-dependent protein serine/threonine kinase regulator activity
Source: RefSeq, a predicted model, not a curated record